UUAUAGAUGACACCCAACUACCUAGAUAUUUCACCUAGUGCAGUGGUCCUCAAUAGGCAGCUGCAAGUGUCCUCUUUUGGGAUCAUCGAGUAGACCUAUGGAGGCAUCAUCUUUUCUGGACGUGCUGCUGAGGUGUGUAGAGAUUUGUCCAACUACCCAGGGACGGACUGGAUGUGUUGGAACAUGCCAUCUCAUAUAUAUUUGAGUAGAUGUAUGGAGGUAAGUGAAGAGAGACUUGAGCUCUCCUCUGGAUCCUUUCUGCUCAGUUCGUUGUGUCAUGAUGAUGUUGGUGGUGAUGGUGGACCCAAAUGCAGGUGAGCAGAUCACAGAGCAUGAACAGGCUGGCAGGUAAACUGAGUGAUUUAUUAAUAAAAGGCAAGAACAGGUUUGGACAUGACAACUAACUGGCAAGAGAGGGCUUAAAUGCACGUGUGAUCAGGGACAGGUGAGAGGGAAACAAUCAGGCAGGUUUAAUUAACAAGGACCGGGAGAGACAAACACAGAAGGGCGGAGCUGCUGACGGAGACAGUAAGCCAAAACUUCAAAAACUGAAGAGAGAGAGAGAGGGAGGGACAGAAAAAAGGAGGGAGAGAGAUGAUUGGCUGUGUGUUCUCUCCUGGCGGCACGCCGGUGUCCAGUAUUUUCAGCAGAUCAUGACUUUCUGACACAUCACCAGCCCUCCGCCUCAGUCUCCAGUCUCUGAACUCAGACAUGUCAAACAACAGCGCCACCAACAGCAGCUUAGUCAUCGCCCAGAAGGCAGUGAAGCAGCUCCGUCUGGAAGCCAGUGUCCGCAGAGUAAAGGUCUCUCAGGCUGCCGCAGAACUGAAAACCUUCUGUUUGCAAAAUGCUCACAAAGACCCCCUCCUAACGGGGGUGCCCUCCAGCGAUAACCCCUUCAGGCCUCCUAAGUCAUGUGUCCUCCUCUAAGGACUGUGGAGGACGGCCCAGCCAUCAGACGCCGGAGGGGUUUCCCUCCGUGAAUUAUCUCUGCUGAAGAUAAACAAGAAGACCAGAUACGUGCCCUGCAGCUGACAAUCGCUACAGAAAAAAAUAUGACAAUUCAUCAACAGAUUUAUAGUCAUUGUUUUCCAAAAUGUACUUUAAUACUAAAUAUUAUUUUCCGUAUCUGCUGCCUUGGUUUGCUAUUUGUUUAUGUAAACAGUAUUUUUGUAUUUGUGAACGACCAACAUUCAGCUCCUAACCUUUAAAAGUGAGCAUGAAUUUGUCACUAUUACCACUCACCUGGUAUGAGUGGAUCUUGUCCCCUUUUAUUUUUUAUACUCAAAGACUUGAUUGAACUGAAAUCUGAUUAGGACUGAUUUUUGAACUACUAGUCAAAAAAGAUUUGUGCUUCAGAUUGAUUUCCAUUGUUAUUUUAAUUACUAUUGCACAUCAGUGCCCAUGUGUCACCAUCACUCUGUGCUACAUGUGCUAUAUAAAUAAAGCUGCCUUGCUGUGCCUGUUAUUUGCAACUGUAACCAACUUCAUGAUAGGAGCACCCUGGAACAAAGAAUGACUAUCAAAUAAAAUAAGUUUAAAAAGCGG
Nothobranchius furzeri (turquoise killifish) is the source of this 1548-nucleotide messenger RNA. Its product is annotated as guanine nucleotide-binding protein G(I)/G(S)/G(O) subunit gamma-5. Gene Ontology annotation, cellular component: heterotrimeric G-protein complex. Lineage: Eukaryota; Metazoa; Chordata; Actinopteri; Cyprinodontiformes; Nothobranchiidae. The record is from RefSeq and is a predicted model, not a curated record. Gene Ontology annotation, biological process: G protein-coupled receptor signaling pathway. Gene Ontology annotation, molecular function: G-protein beta-subunit binding.